AUGAAUAUUUUAUUAAUCUUUUUUCUCGAACAGAUUUUGGCUCAAAAUGGGCGGGUGAAAAGAUCAGCCACGAUAAAUUGCGACAUUGUAAAUGUCGAUUGCACUUUCUUAACGAUGGCGAUUACUUUGAAUGAAACAUGCAGGGCAAUGGAAUACCCGGCCGUUCCGAGGUCCGGAGCGGGUUUGUACGUCACGAAGUCGAGGGAUUUGAAAAAAGACUCGAUUCUCGAAGAGCUCAGAGACAACUGUACAUUUCCACUUGUUCCCGCCAACGGAACUGCUCCUGGCCUGCCGGCCAUUGUUGCCUGUACUGAAGAAAUCCCGGAUUCUUCAUUUGUCAGAACAUCCGCUUGGCUUCAAUUUUCUCCGGUAAAUGUCAAUUUUGAAAUCAAAUUGAUGGAACCGGUCGAACUCGAGUGCUACUACAACAAAACCCUGAACCUGGACAACGAGCGGAUCGAAAUCAGCGACCCAGUCGUCUCCGCCGUCAAGGAAGAAUUACAAGCGGCGGAGAUAAUUAACAACCUUGGCCUGUCACUCGUGACUAGUGACGACCGUGAUGAGCGGGAAUACGAUGAUGGCAAAAUGAGCGAAAAGAGCUUUUUUCUCGGCGACACGAUUACCGUCUCGGUUCAGAUGCAGAAACCAAAUGAUUUUUACUGGGUAUAUUUGAAAGAAUGUGACAUCAAAAGUGGACAGAAAAGCCUCAAUAUUUUCAACAACUUCUGCCCAAGCAAAGAAUUCAAAGACAUUCUCUCGAUAAAACGAAAAUCUUUCACUUCCUUCUCCUUCAUCCUCUUCAAGCUGGAUGAUGUUCCAUCGUUGGAGGUCAAAUGCAAUCUCGCUGUUCUGACGAUCGUAGAUCCUAUGCCGCCGAGAUGCGAAGAAUCAGCUGGAGACUCGAUGUAUGAAGGAUUUUAUGAUUAUUUCAACGAGACCGAUUACUAUGCUAACUACUCCAAUUCCUCAAAUUCGUCGAAUUCGGAAGUAGAGAAGAGUUUGAACUCCUUGUCUCUCCAAUCUUCCAUUCAAAUUCUACCUCAUCAAAAUUUGAUCGCCUCCGGGAAACGAACUUGUCUUAGUUUUAGUCUUCAAGUCACUGUUUUCUGCCUUUCAGUAGCUUUAUCCCUGUUUUAA
This is a messenger RNA of Oikopleura dioica, 1137 nucleotides long. NCBI's taxonomy places the organism in Eukaryota, Metazoa, Chordata, Appendicularia, Copelata, Oikopleuridae. The record is from the annotation of a GenBank genome assembly.